AUGGACAACGGUAGACAGAGAUUCGGACUAUUGGGGUACAUUUUGGCCAGCACACUUAUUGCCAUACAUAAGCUUGCGGCGCUCUACGACGAAUCCCCCAACUUUUACGUCUUAGGUGCCAAAGUAUCACACGGAGAUGCGGUGAUUAUAUUUGGGAAUUUGCUAGUCUCAAUGUUUUUCGGGGCUGGUAUUCUGUUGCAGAAUUUAGUGUUUGGGGAGUUGCGGUUGAUCGAAGUGGAGCAUCUAUACGAGAGGUUGUGGCCGACUAUAAUUUCACUUGUAGUGUCGGCAAACAUCUAUAAAUCGAGUGAGAACUCCUUCUUAUUGAUUAUCUCCUCGCUUGGAUUGGUCACUUCCAAGGUGUUCCAUUGCAUAGUGGUGGACCGGCUAGAUUUUCUGAUUCAACAGCAUUACCAGAGAAACGACCAAAAAAUAUGGAAGAUUCUAGUCAAUAGGGUAAUUCUUUUACUUAUUGCAUUGUUAAGAAUGGAUAUUUUCAUGAUUGUGUCUUGCAUUGACGAAUCAUUUAUUCACAAGUCUCCGUUACUACUGGUCUUGUCAUUUGAGUUUUUCCUAUUGUGCAUAGACUUGUCUUAUGCUACUGUUAAGUUUUCCCUUGAUGUUUUCGAACUCUAUUACCUACAGAAGUACCCCGAGGAGGAGGUUUGGGCAUGGAAGAAAUGGAUUGAUUCAAUAACCAAAGUAAUUAUAAGCUUGAUCAAGACAAUUAUGAUACCCACAUUGCUUUUAUUUUUCGCCAUGCUAGAAAGUUUCCCAUUUAACUUGUUUGGCGAGUUAUUCACUACAAUUUUGCAGCUAUUCAAAUCAGUUUCGAAUUUAUUUAGAUUGAUAAAAAGCGCCAAGCGUUUGAACGAUUGUUUGGGCUAUCCGACAGAGGAGGAGUUGAACGACUGCGACAUUUGCAUCAUAUGUAGGGACGAUCUAACGAUGGGUGGCACUGGUACAAGCCGAAGUGUACCACGGAAACUGAAUUGUGGACACAUAUUACACGACGGGUGUAUUAGAAGCUGGUUGGAGAUGUCAAAUGCUUGUCCAACCUGUAGGAAGGACGUUAUUCCCGGCAAGGACAGUGAGAGAGGAGGCCGGCGGAACCAACAAGAGGCGGAACAAAUUGAACUACAAGCUCGUGUUGAAGGUCCAGAGCGAGAGGAGCAAGUACCACAAGUUGAAGAAGCUGCUGAAGAGCCACUUGGGGGGCACGUUGACCAUGUUGUCACGCCUGCUGUGCCGACACCCACGAUGCCACCGUCACCAUCACCACCUACAGUGCCGGCGGAGGAGGAAGAGUACAGUCGGUAUUUCGAAGGGGUGCCUAUGGAAGCGCCAACGACUGUGGAUAGAUAUGGGGACACUUACACUGGCACCGUUGGCAACAGUAGCGGUAUCAGCAACAAGCUUGGUCAAGUGAUGUCACGGAUUGGCGGGCUGGAGCUCAACGACGGUCAGAGGAGACAGUUUGAACAUGCACAGGCUUUGCUUGAAGGAGAAGGAGAGGGAGUUGUUGAUGACGAAGAGUGUGACUUUGUGCAUGAGUUGCCACCGGGGAGUGAAGUUCCUGGUGACUGGACUAUUUUCCCCGUGGAGAAAGGAAGUAAAGAGGACGAGUUUAGAGUACGGGUUGGACGGUCGACGAGGUUAAGGGUUCGGCGAGUUAGAAACGGACGACUUGUUGAUGAGGAGACGUUCAACAAGUACACGAGAUGA
This is a messenger RNA of Pichia kudriavzevii, 1725 nucleotides long. RefSeq lists its product as uncharacterized. NCBI's taxonomy places the organism in Eukaryota, Fungi, Ascomycota, Pichiomycetes, Pichiales, Pichiaceae. Bases 1 to 1725 code for a protein of 574 amino acids. Gene Ontology annotation, cellular component: cytoplasm. The record is from RefSeq and is a predicted model, not a curated record. The transcript has a single exon.